AUGGGCUCCGCGCCCCAGCCGGCCCGGGUCGUCCUCUUGGCCGUUUACUUUGCGACCAACAGCGACAUCGAUAGUCUUCGAGCACUCGCAGCUCAGCAUCGCGAGAUUCUUCGAAAUGAACUCCUCCUCCGAAUACUCCUGACCUAUGUCCCGGAGACCACCCACCCUUCGCAAUAUGCCGAAUUUGUGCGCCAGAUAUCCCAGGAUGAGAUUCCUCAAGAAUCAGACGAUGUUGCUAUAGACUUCUCGCCUCUUGGCCAGUUGACGGACAGUCAAGCGUCGAAGAAGGCUAGGAAGCUUCAUCUGUUACAAUUGACGUCUGCCGAUGCUCCCGGGCUCGAAUCCGACGAUGUUCUCUCACAAUUUCUCUUCCAAAGAGCGUAUAAGAUGGACGAGGAUGCUGGCAUGCUUAGCCUGGUCCCGGACCUGCUGGUGCCCUUCCUCGACCAGUCACCAGCAAUUCGUACAUGGGUGGCUUCCACCAUUCUCCCACUUAUAAGGCGGAACUUUGAUUAUUACUCCCAGAACACGGCCCAGCAUUCGCUUCGCGAGUUCCAGAACCUGCCCGAUCUCGCUGCUGUGGAAUACCUUCUUUCACGGACAGACCAAAUAGAGGAAGACGUUAACAAUAUUGGACGAGAUUUACGAGGAUUAGCAGGGCCCUGGCUAUAUAACGAUUCGAGAUGGAAUUUAGAAUCUAACAGUGAGUCCGAUGGGGGCAAGAAUGGCGUCUCAUGUCGCGGGUGGCAAUAUGUCCUCGACUGGCUCGUGCUUCACGCCUCCAAAUCUUGGAAAGUUACAGCAGAUGCCAUUGAGGAAUGGGAUGGGCCAUCUGACGCUGACCUGGGCGAUGCCGCAGGCGUCUUUCUGCGCCAGCAACAGCUCGACCACCUGUCGGAGACAUACAUUAGAGCCGCUUUAGCUUCAGCAUACCUGAUACCUGAGCCAUCAAUGGAUGCUCUAACCGGCGCCUACCGUAUCGUCAGCCGAGCUUGGCUUCUUCACGGCCAGGAUCAACUUCCCUCGUUCCAUGCAUCAUUGGAGCAUCUACCUGCUCUCCCAGCGUUCAGCAUAUCGAACCCUGCGGGCGGAAAAAUUUCUGCCACUCACAUGAGAAAUGACCUUCUGCAGUCCUCAAACCCCUUGACAGCGCCGAGCGUGUCGUCAAUGAACUUCCUCCAGGGUCUUAUUCUGAGUGCCAGUGUAAUGACAAGAUUAGGAAUCCCCUACUCAGUCAAAAGGGCAGGGGAGAUGGUUCUGUUGAGAGAUGCGCGAGAGCAGAAGGGUGAACUCGUGAAACUGGUACGCCUCGUUUUGAACCAAGCGUCAAGGAGCAGUGAUGAGUAUUGGAUAAGGGCCCGGCGGGAGAUUUUGUGGCUCCAUAACUGGGGGAACCCGAACGCUGCCUCGGGCGAUGCAAAGCUCGGCAUAUUUGGAUUGGUCUCGGAGAGUGAUGUCGAGACAGAGCUCCUCAAGGCCAUGCUUUCCAGCAUGUGCUACUCACUGGCCAAGUCCAUCUACGAAGAUGCGAAUGCCAGGCCCUUACCAGAUACCGUUGUUCAGGAUGCUGUGUACCAUGCUGCUCUGGAUGCCUUUGACAAUGCAUCCAACCCGAACCGGACGAGGGGUGGGUUGAAAAAGUGUAAUGACAUAAUCCAUGCACUGCCGCUCCUGGUUCCCCGAACAUUAGAAUCUACAAAGCAGAUCGAGGCUUUACUGAGUGCAGCCCACGCGCUCAGCAGCUACCGGCUCGUCCUAAAGCAGGGUGAACCCUUCAGCCCUGUUGUCCUCAGGGUCCACUCCGACCCGGUCUCCAUUCUCGACAAGGUCCUGGAGCAAAAUAAGGGAGCCUAUACCCGUCUCCAGGAGUUCUUGGAGAUCGGAACCAACAUGAUCACGGCCAGCUUCCUCAUCCAGAAACGACCUGGAAAGAUACCUAACCCCGUGGGAGACUUGGAAGGCGAGCUCUUCGUUGUAGAGAAGCGGAUAGUUGCCAUGUGUAUAUCCGCUGCGCUAAAGGAAGACGAUUUCGAGACUGCAUACUCUUAUGUGGUGAGCAGGCUCGGCGACUCGGCUAAGCCAUCUCACAGCGAUCCAUGGUCAUGGAACGCCGCCCUCCAGGCUGGGCAGUACAUCCGCACCUCGAGGUCUCAGCAACCAACCCAUCUGGGGACUGCCAGCGGGAACCUGGAGAUCCGCCACCUUGAGCAGCGGCUCGAGUGUCUGGCGGUGGCGCUGCGGGUUGCCCCGCCAUCCGAGCUCCAGACCAUUCUCGAGAGCUUCCGAGAGUGUGAAGCACAGCUGGACGUAGCCAUCUCGGACGAGGCUGCCAAAGAGGCCGCGUGGGACGAGACGGGCGAUUUGCGAGGCAUCCCCGGGGCGUUCGACGAGCCGGCCAACCAGGCAUACCCCCCUCGGAAUAUAACUGCCUCAUCGACUGCCCGGCAGCAAGAGGAGGCGCCAAUGUCGCUUUUUGAUCUGUCGCGGGCGACAGCGAGAGUGGCGUCGAGAAAUCUCACAACCCUCUCGAGUCUGCGAGACUUUGCGAGCGGCGGCGGCGGGGACCAUCAGUCGGGGGCGUCGUCGGACACACCGGACGACUCACAGAAUGAGCCUCGUGUCAGGAAGCGCGACCAGCUACGUGAAGCAGCCACGGGAACCUUGGUCUCUGGUGUGGGAUGGUUGAUUGGUGCCAAUGUUAAUCGCCAAUCUAAUUGA
This is a messenger RNA of Clonostachys byssicola, 2718 nucleotides long. NCBI's taxonomy places the organism in Eukaryota, Fungi, Ascomycota, Sordariomycetes, Hypocreales, Bionectriaceae. The record is from the annotation of a GenBank genome assembly.